GUAAAUCAAACAUGCCAUAUAUUGUUGUGAGAAAGUAUUUCCAUGUACAAUGUACAUUUUUAGUAUUAAUAGUAAUUUAUGUAAUGGGUAAAGUGGCGUGUAACUUUACGUUAACUUCAGCUACAAUACGACAGUACACGAUACCGAAAACAACUAAAUUAAUGAAACGUUAUAUGGAAUCAGUUGUAUUUAAAGCAGCGCCACAAAUUGAACUGCCUGAGAUAGAUAGAAGAAAAAUAUCACCAGAAGAAAUUUGGAACUGGGAUUAUUGGUGCAAGUUGCAACCGAAAACAGGAAAUUGUUCCGAUUUUGUAAUAAGAUAUUACUAUGACAUACAAAUAGACCAGUGCGUUAACUUCACGUACAGUGGAUGUGACGGCAACAAAAAUAACUUUGAAUCUGCCGAAAAAUGCGAACAAUAUUGUCAUGGAACUACUUAUUUAUCACUAAAGGAAGAAACUUCAAAUUAUUGCGCUUUGCAACAGGACGCCGGUAUUUGUCUCGCUGUAGUUCAAAUGUACUACUAUGAUAUAAACAAAGAAAAUUGUAUGGUAUUCCAUUACGGAGGCUGUGGAGGAAAUCGUAACAGAUUUAAUAAAAAAGGAGACUGUUUGAGUGAUUGCAAAGGAACAUAAGUGAAAAUAAUAAGUUAGUAUAACAAAAUAAAGCAUUUUUAACAAAAAUAAUAAAA
This is a messenger RNA of Papilio machaon (common yellow swallowtail), 691 nucleotides long. Its product is annotated as kunitz-type U19-barytoxin-Tl1a. Gene Ontology annotation, molecular function: serine-type endopeptidase inhibitor activity. The record is from RefSeq and is a predicted model, not a curated record. The coding region runs from base 12 to 635 and encodes 207 amino acids. Lineage: Eukaryota; Metazoa; Arthropoda; Insecta; Lepidoptera; Papilionidae. The transcript is spliced from 5 exons.